AUGACCGCCCCCGAUCUACCCAUGCAGUCAUCAAGACCUAUACCGAUACCUCUUGGUGAUGCGGACCACACCGAAUCGAAAUCAGGCGCAAAAUUACCAGUUAAACGCUCAAUUAGCAUCAGUUCCAUCAAGCAUAUAUCCAGAAUUUCAGAUUCUCCUCCCAACCCAUCACAUCCCUUGCAAGGGUACGACUCCACCGUGAACCAGUACUGUUCAUUUGACUGUACCGCGUUCGAAGAUAGCGAUUGCGACGAUACCUUUGACGAUGAAGAUGAUGACGGAUCAAAACUGUCGCUUUCCAUUGAGUCUUCUAGCAGCCUUGCCAGUUCUGCUCAAAGCAACCAAUGGUUCGGUUCUCCAUCAAUGCGCCCAUCUAGACGAACACCACCCACUUUUCCUCGGCAAUUGAGAUUGUCAAUUUCGUCUUCAACCUCUCCACCCUCAUUCGCAGCACUUUCCAUUAAAAGUGCAAGUUCAAACUGCACGACGCAUACGUUUGCAACCUCGACCCUCGCGCGCCUGUCGUCACUAGAGUCGGUUUCAAGUCUCAAGCAGGCGUCGCGUAGACCAUCCAGAACCCUUGCAUCAAACUUGACAGAAUCUCUCAAGAGUAUUCAGAAUUCUGUGCGUAAAAGAACUGCUAGCAUUACAGCGACAUUCACCCUCACACCCAGAAUGACCGAUGAUGUACUUCCUCACCAGCCGGCUGUCGUUGAGGAAGAAUUGACUACAUUCCGUGGAGAUGGAGCCGACAUCACCAGUAGAAAUCCCACCAUUACCCCACGAUUCAAGAAUAGAGAUCAGAGGGUAAAUCCUGAUUUUCUUCGACUCUAUGCUUUUGACUAUAGUGGAAGAACCCUGGGAAUGCUUCCUAUAGCCCACACCAGCAGCGAACUUGAACGUCUCUUACAAGGAAGCGAAGCCAUUAGGCAAUUCCAUCAUGCUAAUAAUCUCCAUAAAAUACUGAAUGCUUCUAAAGAGAAACUAUGGCGCGGAGUGAUACUUGGUCCUCGAUCCGAUAGAUGCCCUUAUAGUCAUAUUGAGUGUGAUCUGUACGUGAACACAGACAUCACAAGUACUCAAAGUCUUGUUCGUCUACAUGGUACACAUCAGCCGUGGAAUGUUAAUGGUGCACGUUGUUUCAAACCUGCAGGUAUCCUUUAUGGAGCAAAGGAAUGUAUUAAUGGCCAUGCUCCUAGUAGUGGAGUGACUCGCUCACAAUACACCGUCAAAGGAUGGUGCAACUCACGGUGGCUUGCUACCGAAAUAUGA
Molecule: messenger RNA, 1272 nt
Organism: Meyerozyma guilliermondii ATCC 6260
Lineage: Eukaryota; Fungi; Ascomycota; Pichiomycetes; Serinales; Debaryomycetaceae
Exons: 1
Coding region: 1-1272 (423 amino acids)
Source: RefSeq, a predicted model, not a curated record